AUGCCACCCAAGAAGAAGGGUCGCAGCAGCGUCCCUGCUGUUGCGACACCUUCAGCAUCAGCAACCCCGGCCGCCCAUGAUGACGAUGCCAUGGAUAUUGACACACCUCAAGCGUCGGCAGCUGACACGCCUACCGCAGCGACAGCUCUGAAGCCUCCUCCCGUCGACCUUGCUAGCCCCUGGACGGACGACCAAAUAUCCUCACUCUUCAAAGGCGUUAUUCGGUACAAGCCAGCAGGCAUGCAUAAGCAUUUCAGGAUGAUCGCAAUUUCAGAACACCUCCGAAAACAUGGCUUUGACCCGGACAGCGAGAAACACACACGAAUACCAGGCAUCUGGGUGAAACUCCGAGAAUACUACAACCUGGACCUGGUCGACGAUCGGGAGAAUAGCUUGGAUUACAUGGAAGAUGAUACCUUCGACGACCGCUAUAACUACUUCGAUUUGCCCUGGACUGAUUAUGGCGAAGAGAUAUUGAAGCGUGCCCAGGCAGAUCCUAGCGAAGCACCAACAUCUCCACCAGAAAUGGAGCUGACGCCGCCGCCCGCCGGUCAGAAGAAGCGGAAGAGGGCAAAUACCGCCUCGAAAGCGAGGUCAAGCACUGUUGAAGACACGGAAGGGGAGACGCCGGUCCCUAGCCCGGCUCCCAAGUCUGCGCGUGGCACAAGGAGCUCCAAGAGGGCGGCAUCGAAGCAAAAGGCCGAGUCUACAGAGGUGGAGGAGACAGCGGCCGAGGAGGAGGAAGAAGAGGAAGAAGAGGAGCACGAGUCGGGGGACGCUGACGAAGAGAGCGAGGAGGAAGAGGAAGAGGGAGAAGAGGAGACCAGCACACCGGCAUCCAAAGCGACGAGAAGCGGUAAUGUUCGCAGUCGAGCUCGCGGAAGAGCCCAGAUCGAUCACAACUUUAGCAAGGCGCAUCGCAUCGUGACAACGAGUAUAUUACCAUUGGUCGAGCAGUACGGCGAGCAUUCUAAAUCUGUCUGGGAAGCUUCAAAGUUCUGGAAGCAAUUCUUUGAGGCCUCUGCCAAUGUUUCGCUGUCCGGUUAUGAAGAGCUCGCUGCAGACGAAGAUACCACAGCAGCUGAGGAGACAACAGUGCACGAUGAGACCACAGCGACAUACACUCCUCGCGCACACGGUAAGGACACAAGCGCCAUGACCGAUCAGACGCCAACGUACCAUGGCCAAGGAGAGGACUCGCUCUUGGAUGACGGCGAUGGCGAUCUUAGUGGGAGCACGCCUCGCCCGCCAGCGACGAAGACCAUUCAACCGCAGUUUGCCAACUUUGGAUCCCCGUAUGAGGCAUUGAAGCGCGAGUUGAAGGGAGAUAACCAGCCAUCUGGAGAUGAGUCUGAAUCCGACCUUCUCCCACAUCAGCACACGGCUCGUCUGCCGGAUAUGUCGAUGACUCCACGCUCAUCCAUGGCUCCUACAGGUGAUGACCUUGAUGAGGACUUGUUCGCAUCAACUGCGCGCAAGAACCAAGAUCCUUUGCUACAUCGGAUGCUCGACAAGAAUUAUCGCGUCCAAGCUACACCGCAUAAACCUACUGGUGUCUCUCCAAUCAAGUGGAAGGUGACUGAAAAGCCAGCGGAGAAGGAAAAAGACAAGGGCAAAGUGCCUAUUUGGCAAGACGACUCACCUAUGUCGUCUCCCGAGAUGCCGGUGCCGACGCUUCGCACUGAGGCGUUUAUGUCGCCGGUAAAGUCGGCUUACCGCAGUAAGCUGGCGGCUGCCACUGCAGCACCUCGAACUCCAGGGGUCAGUGUUCAGACCCCGGCUACCGGGAGGAAGACCAAAGAUGUGUUUGCGACCCAGGAAUCGGAGAAGAGGGGGCGUGAGCGACCAGAGAUUACGUGGGACAGCGAUGAAGAAGACGAUCUUGCUCUCUAUGGAGGCAUAAGCCCGCCGAAGACCAUCCAGUUUGCUCUUCCUCCGUCGAAGUUGUUGCAGACACCAGCCCGAGAAGCAAGCAAGCGCAUUGUAGAGGAUAUCCUUCUAACUGCCGGAGCGGAGCCGGACGGGUCGUCGGAAUAUAGUCCCACGAUGGUGAAGAUGAACCAAAAUAUUCUGGACGACACAUUCUAG
Phaeoacremonium minimum UCRPA7 is the source of this 2088-nucleotide messenger RNA. RefSeq names its product putative dash complex subunit ask1 protein. Bases 1 to 2088 code for a protein of 695 amino acids. Lineage: Eukaryota; Fungi; Ascomycota; Sordariomycetes; Togniniales; Togniniaceae. The transcript is spliced from 5 exons. The record is from RefSeq and is a predicted model, not a curated record. Gene Ontology annotation, biological process: regulation of DNA-templated transcription; attachment of spindle microtubules to kinetochore. Gene Ontology annotation, cellular component: H4/H2A histone acetyltransferase complex; nucleus; mitotic spindle.